Molecule: messenger RNA, 2112 nt
Organism: Oncorhynchus kisutch (coho salmon)
Lineage: Eukaryota; Metazoa; Chordata; Actinopteri; Salmoniformes; Salmonidae
Product: CCR4-NOT transcription complex subunit 11-like
Exons: 7
Coding region: 443-1792 (449 amino acids)
Cellular component (GO): CCR4-NOT complex
Source: RefSeq, a predicted model, not a curated record
AUGCACUGUGUUACCGGGGUCGAGUCAAAGGUCAAAACUCAACGCUGCAAUGUUGUGAACGAAGUGGAAACUGAUGGGAGAACAGCUGAGAAAAGCUAACUUACUUCUUAUUAAACAUUUGAUAAUAAUUACAUUCAUGCUUUUACGACCAGUAAGUCUGGUAUGCAUUUUUUUAGUUGAUCAAGGUCCAAUUUGUUUAGCUGUAUAACUUACUUUUACAAUGACUUUGGUGACAAGCUAGCUAGUAAGCUAACUAGCAUUUUCUAAUUUAUCUAGCUGCCCAUAUCUGCACUCCUGUGGAGUUUGUGGAAAUGUAUCUAGCUUCGUUUUAAGUAUGAACUGAAUAACGCGACCUACGUACAAUUAUAAAAGACUACUUGCAAGUAGUGAUUUAUCAUUUUGGUCACAUAGCUAAAAGCUAGCUAUCAACAACAUAGGUACAAUGACACUUGCCCCGAAGGAGCUCUCCAACCUCUUGGGAAUCAUCUCAGAGGAAGCUUGCACCAACACUUUCGAAAGUCUAUCAUCCGCUUUUCAUCAUUACUUCGCGAAGGCCGAACAUUUCCGAGUAGGAUCGGUUUUGGUGAUGCUACUGCAACAGCCGGACCUUCUGCCAAGCUCUGCACAGCGCCUGACUGCCCUCUACCUCCUCUGGGAGAUGUACCGCACAGAGCCACUGGCCGCCAAUCCCUUUGCCGCUGUCUUUGCGCACUUGCUGAACCCCUCCCCAGUUGGGGAUGAGCAGGAGAAACAACUGUCUGGAUUCCUGCCACCCAUUACACAGCCCGAGAAGUUCUUCCUCUCCCAGCUAAUGCUGGCACCUCCAAGGGAACUCUUCAAGAAGACCCCCAGACAGGUGUCCUGCAUGGACGUGGGGAACAUGCCACAGUCCAUAGACAUUAGUGGGCUGCAGUUGGCAUUGGCAGAGCGCCAGUCAGAACUACCCACCCAGAGUAAGGCCAGCUUCCCCAGCAUCCUCAACGACCCGGAUCCAGAUUCUUCCAACUCUGGGUUCGACAGCUCAGUGGCCAAUCAGAUCACAGAGUCUCUGGUCACUGGGCCUCGACCUCCACUGGAGAGUCACUUUCGUCCAGAGUUCAUCCGGCCGCCUCCUCCCUUGCACGUGUGUGAGGAUGAGCUGGCUUGGCUAAACCCCACGGAGCCCGACCACCGUGUGCAGUGGGACCGCUCCAUGUGCGUGAAGAACAGCACGGGUGUGGAGAUCAAACGCAUCAUGGCCAAGGCCUUCAAGAGCCCACUGUCUGCCCAGCAGCAGUCACAGGUGAGUAGACAGCUCCUGAGUGAGCUGGAGAAGGAUCCGAAGCUGGUGUACCACAUCGGUCUGACCCCGGCCAAGCUGCCUGACUUGGUGGAAAACAACCCUCUGGUGGCCAUCGAGAUGCUUCUCAAACUGAUGCAGUCCAGCCAGAUCACGGAGUACUUUUCCGUCCUGGUCAACAUGGACAUGUCUCUGCACUCCAUGGAGGUGGUCAAUAGGCUGACAACUGCUGUGGACCUCCCUCCAGAGUUCAUUCACCUGUACAUCUCCAACUGUAUCUCCACAUGUGAACAGAUCAAAGACAAGUACAUGCAGAACCGCCUGGUGCGCCUGGUGUGUGUGUUCCUUCAGUCUCUGAUCCGGAACAAGAUCAUAAAUGUGCAGGACCUGUUCAUCGAGGUGCAGGCCUUUUGCAUUGAGUUCAGCCGCAUACGGGAAGCAGCUGGCCUCUUCCGCCUCCUCAAGACCCUGGAUACAGGAGAAAUCCCCCCAGAGGUCAAACCUGCCAAAUAACGCUUUCAUAGUACAUAGAACGUGGCAGUAGCCUGUUGUGCCAAAUAACACCCUCCAGGUAGUAAGCCCACAGAGGCACAACCCGCUAUAUAGCGCCCCAACCAAGAGAAACUGACCAAGGCUGUAUAACCACCCAGACAAUCCUCACGAUCUCACCAAUACCCGCUUGGAGUCCAGCUUUGAACUCAGUUACUGUUUUUCGUCUCUCUUUUCUGGACAAAGAUGGACAUAUUUUGAAAAUAGAUUUUGAAACUGUUUUUUUCCCUCCAUAGAUUGAUGCUUGUUGGUUUUGUUUCAUUAAAUGGAUAUGUAAUGAACCA